AUGUCAAGUUUACUAUCAGCUGCCAAAGAAACUGUUUGUACAAUGUUUGAACGUGCAUCAAUUGUUUUAGCAGAGAAAGGAUUGCCUAGUGAUGCAUUUCAAAUGUCGCUUUCGAUCUACCGAAACUACAAUUCUAGAGAAAAUCAAAUUUUGCAAGUUUCUGCUUGGAGCACAAAAGGUAGUGGUUUAAGAGCAUUUAUGAACGCUAUUGGUCCUGAAGGUGGAUGGGGCGAUGAAGCGAUCGAAGUAGGAUUAUGGUAUGCAGUGCAAGAAAGUGGUCAACAAGACGGAGUUUCUCAGGUCAUUCUGAUAGGAGAUGCACCAGCAAAUACUAAAGAAAACGUGACUAUGAAGCGACGAAGCUUUGGGGAAACCUACUGGACAACAACUAAAUUUGCUGCACCAACAUAUUACGAAGGUGAAUUACAAAAAUUGAAAGAAAAAAAUAUUCCGCUACAUACUUUCUAUUUAACUGAUUAUGCGAAGGAGAAUUUUGAAAGAAUAGCGCGCGAAACAUCCGGAAGCUGCGAGAAACUAAAUAUUAAUUCCAAUCGAGGUGCUGACUUGCUGACGCACUUUGUAACAGAAGAAGUCCUCAGAAAGACGGCUGGUGAUCAAGGAAAUGCCGUGGUAGAACUUUAUAGAAAGAAAUACGUGAAAAGUAUUGCGGGGUAA
Rotaria sp. Silwood2 is the source of this 675-nucleotide messenger RNA. Lineage: Eukaryota; Metazoa; Rotifera; Eurotatoria; Philodinida; Philodinidae. The record is from the annotation of a GenBank genome assembly.